GUUUGAGCGGAGUAUGGGGACAGGGCUGUUUUGGACCAAACUGUGAGGGAGGAACAGGUGCCAGCAGUAGCCUCAAAGCUUGCGUGGAGCUUCACUUGGCUCUUCUCCCUUCCACAGGUGAUGGUGACAAAUGUCACUUCCUUGCUGAAGACAGUGAAGGCUGUUGAGGACGAGGCCACUAAGGGGACACGGGCACUGGAGGCCACAAUAGAGCACAUACGCCAGGAGCUGGCAGUCUUCUCCUCCCCUGUGCCUCCUGCCAAGGUCUCCACCCCGGAAGACUUCAUCCGUAUGACAAAAGGCAUCACGAUGGCCACAGCCAAAGCGGUGGCUGCUGGCAACUCCUGUCGGCAGGAGGAUGUCAUUGCCACAGCCAACCUGAGCCGCCGUGCCAUCGCGGAUAUGCUGCGCGCCUGCAAGGAAGCCGCCUACCACCCGGAGGUGAGUGGGGAUGUGCGGCAGCGGGCGCUGCGCUUCGGCAAGGAGUGUGCCAAUGGCUACCUAGAGCUGCUGGAGCAUGUGCUGGUGGUGAGUGUCCCUGCCCUGGUUCCCAGGGAGCGGAUGGGCAGGCGGCAGUCUGUGCGGUGA
This is a messenger RNA of Athene cunicularia (burrowing owl), 588 nucleotides long. RefSeq names its product talin-1-like. Gene Ontology annotation, cellular component: plasma membrane; focal adhesion. The record is from RefSeq and is a predicted model, not a curated record. The transcript is spliced from 4 exons. Gene Ontology annotation, biological process: platelet aggregation. Gene Ontology annotation, molecular function: integrin binding. The coding region runs from base 121 to 588 and encodes 155 amino acids. Lineage: Eukaryota; Metazoa; Chordata; Aves; Strigiformes; Strigidae.